Molecule: messenger RNA, 16143 nt
Organism: Neogale vison (American mink)
Lineage: Eukaryota; Metazoa; Chordata; Mammalia; Carnivora; Mustelidae
Gene: MUC5AC
Product: mucin 5AC, oligomeric mucus/gel-forming
Exons: 63
Coding region: 1-16143 (5380 amino acids)
Cellular component (GO): extracellular matrix
Molecular function (GO): protein binding
Source: RefSeq, a predicted model, not a curated record
AUGGCCCUGGCUGGUUAUCGCCAUUAUGGCCCCGAUACACAUCUUUCCCCUCGGCCCACGGGCACCGCGGCCGACUGCCGACCUCCAUGGCCGGGAGCCGGGCUGGGACAAGGCUGGGAGAAGUGGCGGGUCCUCACUGGCCUGCGUCCCCGCGGCAUCCUGCUGCCCCUUCCCGCUCAGCUGCCCCCCAGCAAAGCAGCCUCGGGCUCUGUCUCUGCGCCCUUCCGCAUCUCUGUGUGUCUGUCUCCUAGACCAGCUCCCACGUUGGUGCUAGCCAGCGAGUGGGUCAUCAGUCCCUUCCGAGUGCAAGGGGACAGUGGCCCAGCCUGGCUGGGGUUGAGCUGUCCCGGAGACAGGGCAGGGGGCCUCGGGGACCACGGCAGCCUCAUCCCUGCUGCCCGGCACAGCCAAGGCCGCGGUUGGGGCCCGGCCUCCCGGAGGCAGGCCCCCUCUGCCAAGAACACCUGCUCAGACGGCUCCCCAGGAAGCCCCCCGUGGGUCAAGGGCUCCGGGCAGAACGAGCGCUCCCCUGGGCACAGCGGUGCCUGCUGCAUGGUCGAGCUCAACCCGUUUGCUGAACGAGAGAAGGAGAGCGGUCCCACCCACGGCCGUCGGGACGCGUGUCCGCGGAGCCCCCAAGUCCCCAGGCCUCUCGAUCUGCAGGCCCACGCGGUCCUGUCCUCUCGUGUGGACGGCGGCCGGAUGGGUGUCGCCAGCAGGAUGCUGGCCCCGCUCUGGGCCCUGGCCCUCGCCCUGGCCUAUGCCCAGCACAUAGGCCAGGCUCAGGGCAGCUCUGUGGAACACAGCCACAAGUCCCCGGAACUUCAUGUCCCCCAGGAGCUUGGUGAAGAGGAUCAGUCCCCCCGCUGGGCUCAGGGAGGCUCGUCUGUGCCUGGCCUCAGCAUCCAGGGGUCGUCCUGGGCGCUGGGCACUGACUUGGCCCCGGGCAAGAGCUCCGGGCAGAGUUCCGGGCCGGAGCGCUUGCAGCCGCUCGGGACGGCCCGGAGGGAAGGCGGCGUGACCCCACGCCCUGUCCCCACAGGCCACCCACUCCGCGGGAUGAGCUUCCUGCCCCCUCUGAGGACGGCCCCGGUGGUGCGAGCCCGGAACCCCGCGCACAACGGGCGCGUCUGCAGCACCUGGGGCGACUUCCACUACAAGACCUUCGACGGCGACAUCUUCCGCUUCCCCGGCCGGUGCAACUACGUCCUGUCCGCGCACUGCGGCGCCGCGUACGAGGACUUCAACGUGCAGCUGCGCCGCGGCGGGGAGUCCAACGCCACCACGGUCACCGCAGUCACCAUGAAGCUCGACGGCACGGUCAUCCAGCUGACCAAGAGCGCCAUCCUGGUUAACGGCCGCCCAACUCAGCCGCCCUUCAGCCAGUCGGGGGUCCUCAUCGAGGUCAGCAACGGCUACCUGAAGGUGGACGCCAAGCUGGGCCUCGUCUUCACGUGGAGCCCAGACGACAGCCUCCUGCUGGAGCUGGACCCCAAGUUCGCCAACCAGACCUGUGGGCUCUGCGGAGACUUCAAUGGUCAGCCUGUGUUCAACGAGUUCCUCUCCCAUGGGGUCAAGCUGACAGCCCUCGAGUACGGGAAUCUGCAGAAGAUGGACGGCCCCACGGAGCAGUGUCAGGACCCUGUCCCCGUGCCCCCGUCGGACUGUGGGCGUGGCACCGGCCCCUGUGAGGAGAUCCUGACCGGCCCGCUGUUCUCGGGCUGCCGAGCUCUGCUGGACGCCGGCAGCUACGUGCAGGCCUGCCGGCAAGACCUCUGCCUCUGCGAGCACGCGGACCGCACUCGCUGCCUCUGCCCCACGCUCGCCGAGUACGCGCGCCAGUGUGCCCAUGCCGGGGGGCUGCCCCCGGACUGGAGGAGCCCCCACCUCUGCCCCCAGACCUGCCCCCCCAGCAUGCAGCACCGGGAGUGCGGCUCGCCCUGCGCCGACACCUGCUCCAACCCGGAGCACUCCCAGCUCUGCGAGGACCACUGUGUGGACGGCUGCUUCUGCCCCGAGGGGACGGUGCUCGACGACAUCGGCCAGACUGGCUGCACUCCAGCAUCCCAGUGUCCUUGUGUGUACAAUGGGGCCACCUAUGCUCCGGGGACCAGCUACGCCACAGACUGUACAAACUGCACCUGCUCCAGAGGCCAGUGGAGCUGCCGGGAGCUGCCGUGCCCAGGCACCUGCACGGUGCUGGGGGGCGCCCACAUCUCCACGUUCGACGAGAGGCAGUACACGGUGCACGGGGACUGCAGCUACGUGCUGGCCAAGCCCUGUGACAGCAGCGUCUUCACUGUGCUGGGGGAGCUGCGGCGGUGCGGCCUGACGGACACGGAGACGUGCCUCAGGAGCCUGACGCUGAGCCUGGACGGGGGGCACACGGUCGUCACGGUCAAGGCCAGCGGGGAGGUGUUCGUGAACCAGAUCUACACACAGAUGCCCGUCUCGGCAGCGAAUGUCACGCUCUUCAGACCGUCCACCUUCUUCAUCGUGGCCCAGACCAAGCUGGGCCUGCAGCUCGGGAUCCAGCUGGUGCCCCUCAUGCAGGUGUUCGUGAGGCUGGGGCCCGAGCUCCGCGGCCUCACCUGCGGCCUGUGCGGGAACUUCAACCAGAACCAGGCCGACGACUUCCGGACCCUCAGCGGCGUGGUGGAGGGCACGGCCGCCGCCUUUGCCAACACCUGGAAGACCCAGGCCUCCUGCCCCAACGUCAAGAACAGCUUCGAGGACCCCUGCUCCCUCAGCGUGGAGAACGAGAAGUACGCUCAGCGCUGGUGCUCCCGGCUGACCGACCCCCGCGGCCCCUUCGCCCAGUGCCACGCGGCCGUGAGCCCGGGCGCCUUCUACUCGAACUGCAUGUUCGACACGUGUAACUGCGAGAACAGCGAAGACUGCCUGUGCGCCGCCCUGUCCUCCUACGUGCACGCCUGCGCGGCCAAGGGGGUGCUGCUCCGCGGCUGGAGGGACGGCGUGUGCACAAAGCCCAUGGCCACCUGCCCAAAGUCGCUGACCUACCAAUAUAGCAUCAGCACCUGCCAGCCCACCUGCCGGGCCCGGAGCCACGAGGACGUCACCUGUGGUAUCAGCUUUGUCCCCGUGGAUGGCUGCACCUGCCCCAACGGCACAUUCCUGGACGAUGCGGGCAAGUGCGUGCCGGCCACCAGCUGUCCCUGCUACCACGAGGGCUCUGUGGUCCCCAACGGGGAGUCGCUUCAUGAGCGUGGAGUCAUCUGCACCUGCACACAAGGCACGCUGACCUGCAUCGGAGGCCAGGUUCCCUCCCCAGUCUGCACCCCGCCCAUGGUCUUCCUCGACUGCCGCAACGCCACGCCGGGGGCCUCCGGGGCCGGCUGUCAGAAGAGCUGCUUCACUCUGGACAUGGACUGUUAUAGCCCCCAGUGUGAGCCUGGCUGCGUGUGUCCCGACGGGCUGGUGGCCGACGGCGGGGGCCGCUGCGUCGCUCCGACGGACUGCCCCUGCGUGCACAACGAGGCCAGCUACCUGCCCGGCCAGACCAUCCGGGUGGGCUGCAACACCUGCACCUGCGAGAACAGGAAGUGGCAGUGCACAGAGGAGCCCUGCCUGGCCACCUGCGCCGUGUACGGGGAUGGCCACUAUGUCACCUUUGAUGGGAGGCGCUACAGCUUUAGCGGGGACUGCGGGUACACGUUGCUGCAGGACCACUGCCGCGGCAAUGACACCACUGGGACCUUUCGCGUCGUCUCUGAGAACGUCCCCUGCGGGACCACGGGCGUCACCUGCUCCAAGGCCAUCAAGCUGUUCCUGGGGAGCUUCGAGCUGAGGCUGAGUGAAGGCCGCGUGGAGGUGCUCGAGAGGGGGGUGGGGCCGGAGCCCCCCUACUCCAUCCGCCAGAUGGGCAUCUACCUGGUGGUGGACACCGAGGCCGGCCUGGUGCUGCUGUGGGACAGGAAGACCAGCAUCUUCCUCAAACUCAGCCCUGAGUUCAAGGGCCGGGUCUGCGGGCUCUGCGGGAACUUCGACGACAAGGCCGUCAACGACUUCACCACGCGGAGCCAGUCCGUGGCGGGCAGCGCCCUGGAGUUCGGCAACAGCUGGAAGUUCUCCCCGUCCUGCCCCGACGCCCCGGCCCCCAGGGACCCCUGCACCGCCAACCCGUACCGCAAGUCCUGGGCCCAGAAGCAGUGCAGCAUCAUCAACAGCGCGACCUUCGCCGCCUGCCAUGCCCACGUGGAGCCCACCAAGUACUAUGAGGCCUGCGUGGGCGACGCGUGCGCCUGUGACUCGGGGGGCGACUGUGAGUGUUUCUGCACGGCCGUGGCCGCCUACGCGCAGGCCUGCCACGACGUGGGUGUGUGCGUGUCCUGGCGCACCCCGGACAUCUGCCCCCUGUUCUGCGACUACUACAACCCUGAGGGCCAGUGUGAGUGGCACUACCAGCCGUGCGGGGCGCCCUGCAUGAGGACGUGCCGGAACCCGGGCGGCCGCUGUCUGCACGACCUGCCGGGCCUGGAAGGCUGCUACCCCAAGUGCCCGCCUGCGGCCCCCAUUUUCGACGAGGACCGGAUGCAGUGUGUGGCCACGUGCCCGACCCCACCUCCGCCACUGCCCUGCCGCGUCCGGGGCAAGUCAUACCGGCCUGGCACGGUGGUGCCCUCCGACCAGAAGUGCCACUCCUGCAUUUGCACCGAGAACGGCGUGCAGUGUGCCUACGACGCUGAGGCCUGUGUCUGCGUCUACGACGGACAGCACUUCCGACCGGGGGACGUCAUCUACCACACGACGGACGGCACCGGGGGCUGCCUCUCUGCCCGCUGCUCCGCCGACGGCUCCAUCGAGCGGGGCGUCUCCCCCUGCAGCACCACCAGCCCCGCCCCCGCAAGCACCUUCUCCUUCUCCACGUCCGCACCCGUUGUGAGCUCAACACGUCCGCCCCCCACGUGCCGCGAUUGUGGCAAGAGCCCAGCGCCCACGGGCACAACCCCCCGCACCACCGUCCAGCCCCACCAGGCGUGUGGGGAGGAGUGUCAGUGGUCGCCGUGGCUGGACAUCAGCCGUCCGGGCCGGGGCAUCGACAGCGGCGACUUCGACACCCUGGAGAGCCUCCGCGCCCACGGGUACCAGGUUUGCCCGGCGCCGAAGAAGGUGGAGUGCCAAGCGGAAGGGGCCCCCGGGGUGCCGCUCCCAGUCCUGGGCCAGCACGUGGAGUGCAGCCCGACGGUGGGCCUGACCUGCUACAACCACAAGCAGACGUCAGGGCUCUGCCACAACUACCAGAUCAGGAUCCUGUGCUGCUUCCCCCGGACCUGCUCCCCCUCCAGCAGUCCGGCCCAGACCACCCCUCCUGCAGCUUCAGGGAAUACAGAAACGGGGCCCACACGAGAGGUUAGCGGGGUCUCAUCUGUGCCGACAGAGCACAAAAUAUCCCCUGCCACGGUCGCUGCAACUGGCACAAGCAUUCUCUCCACAACUAGUGAAACACCUGCUCCAGGUACCCCCACGCCUGCCCCGGGGACCAGCACGACCCCACCAGGUACCCCCACGCCUGCCCCGGGGACCACCACGACCCCACCAGGUACCCCCACGCCUGCCCUGGAGAAAACUACUCUCUUGACUCUGACUCCGAUGCCAAUUUCAACAACACACGAGCCUUGUUUAAAACAGUUGUGCACAUGGACCCACUGGAUUGACAGCAGCUACCCUGAGCCGGGUAUAAACAGUGGAGAUUUUGACACUUUUCCUAAUUUGAGAGCCAAAGGCUAUAAAUUCUGUGCGAAGCCCAACAACGUGGAGUGCAGGGCAGAGUUCUUCCCGAACGUCCCACUCGAGGAGUUGGGGCAGAACCUGAUCUGUGACAAGAAUGUGGGGCUGCUUUGCCUGAACAAGAACCAGCUUCCCCCAAUCUGCUACAACUACGCGAUCCGCAUCGAGUGCUGUGAGCAGGUGGAUGUGUGUACAAGCGCCCCACACGCCGGCUCUUCGGAGGUCACACACCCAACCCCGAGGGACACGGAGACCCAAACACAGCUGACUCGAAACACUGGAAUUCCCUCGUCACCGACACAACAUGGCAUUGCCAGCUCGGCGCCUGUGCACCCGGCAGCCAGCACCACGCCUAACACAUACAGGGUAUCCUCACCUGUGACGGUCACCUGCCAGCCACAGUGCGCGUGGACCAAGUGGUUUGACGUGGACUUCCCGUCUCCGGGACCCCACGGAGGAGACGUGGAAAGCUUCAGCAACAUCAUGAGAAGGGGAGAGAAAAUCUGCCGCCGGCCCGAAUACAUCUCGCGGCUGGAGUGCCGGGCCGAGAGCCACCCCGAGGUCAGCAUCGAGAAGCUGGGCCAGGUGGUGCAGUGUGACCUCAGCAAGGGCCUGGUAUGCCGGAACCGGGACCAGGGAGGCAAUGUCGGGAUGUGCCUCAACUAUGAGGUCCGGGUGUUGUGCUGUGAGCCCCCAGAGCACUGCACGACGCACAAAACUGUCACAGUCCCUCACACCCCAAGUAUGAGCCCCACCAGCCCAACUGAGACGACCAUCCACCUGGUGACUUCCCACUCAACCUCUGUGCCAACAAGCAGCCCCACCUCGGUCAGUGCCACCUACCAGCUCAACCUCUGUGCCAACAACAAGUCCAACAUCAGUGCCAGAGACCAGAUCUACCUCUCUGCCAACAACCAGCCCAAUCUCGGUGCCAGAGACCAGCUCAACCUCUGUGCCAACAACAAGCCCAACAUCAGUGCCAGAGACCAGAUCUACCUCUCUGCCAACAACCAGCCCAAUCUCGGUGCCAGAGACCAGCUCAACCUCUGUGCCAACAACAAGCCCAACAUCAGUGCCAGAGACCAGAUCUACCUCUCUGCCAACAACCAGCCCAACCUCGGUGCCAGAGACCAGCUCAACCCCUGUGCCAACAACCAGCCCAACCUCGGUGCCAACAACCAGCUCAACCUCUGUGCCAACAACCAGCCCAACCUCGGUGCCAACAACCAGCUCAACCACGGUGUCAUGGACCAGCACAACCUCCCAACCCACUCCCCUCAUGUGACGGUCACCUGCCAGCCACAGUGCGCGUGGACCAAGUGGUUUGACGUGGACUUCCCGUCUCCGGGACCCCACGGAGGAGACGUGGAAAGCUUCAGCAACAUCAUGAGAAGGGGAGAGAAAAUCUGCCGCCGGCCCGAAUACAUCUCGCGGCUGGAGUGCCGGGCCGAGAGCCACCCCGAGGUCAGCAUCGAGAAGCUGGGCCAGGUGGUGCAGUGUGACCUCAGCAAGGGCCUGGUGUGCCGGAACCGGGACCAGGGAGGCAAUGUCGGGAUGUGCCUCAACUAUGAGGUCCGGGUGUUGUGCUGUGAGCCCCCAGAGCACUGCACGACGCACAAAACUGUCACAGUCCCUCACACCCCAAGUAUGAGCCCCACCAGCCCAACUGAGACGACCAUCCACCUGGUGACUUCCCACUCAACCUCUGUGCCAACAAGCAGCCCCACCUCGGUGCCAGAGACCAGAUCAACCUCUGUGCCAACAACCAGCCCAAGGUCAGUGCCACCUACCAGCUCAACCUCUGUGCCAACAACAAGUCCAACAUCAGUGCCAGAGACCAGAUCUACCUCUCUGCCAACAACCAGCCCAAUCUCGGUGCCAGAGACCAGCUCAACCUCUGUGCCAACAACAAGCCCAACAUCAGUGCCAGAGACCAGAUCUACCUCUCUGCCAACAACCAGCCCAAUCUCGGUGCCAGAGACCAGCUCAACCUCUGUGCCAACAACAAGCCCAACAUCAGUGCCAGAGACCAGAUCUACCUCUCUGCCAACAACCAGCCCAACCUCGGUGCCAGAGACCAGCUCAACCCCUGUGCCAACAACCAGCCCAACCUCGGUGCCAACAACCAGCUCAACCUCUGUGCCAACAACCAGCCCAACCUCGGUGCCAACAACCAGCUCAACCACGGUGUCAUGGACCAGCACAACCUCCGUGCCACCUACCGGCACAACGUCUGCUCCUGCAACCAGCACCACCCCCAUCCACACACCUGAAGCAACCCACUCCCCUCAUGUGACGGUCACCUGCCAGCCACAGUGCGCGUGGACCAAGUGGUUUGACGUGGACUUCCCGUCUCCGGGACCCCACGGAGGAGACGUGGAAAGCUUCAGCAACAUCAUGAGAAGGGGAGAGAAAAUCUGCCGCCGGCCCGAAUACAUCUCGCGGCUGGAGUGCCGGGCCGAGAGCCACCCCGAGGUCAGCAUCGAGAAGCUGGGCCAGGUGGUGCAGUGUGACCUCAGCAAGGGCCUGGUGUGCCGGAACCGGGACCAGGGAGGCAAUGUCGGGAUGUGCCUCAACUAUGAGGUCCGGGUGUUGUGCUGUGAGCCCCCAGAGCACUGCACGACGCACAAAACUGUCACAGUCCCUCACACCCCAAGUAUGAGCCCCACCAGCCCAACUGAGACGACCAUCCACCUGGUGACUUCCCACUCAACCUCUGUGCCAACAACCAGCCCAAGGUCAGUGCCACCUACCAGCUCAACCUCUGUGCCAACAACAAGUCCAACAUCAGUGCCAGAGACCAGAUCUACCUCUCUGCCAACAACCAGCCCAAUCUCGGUGCCAGAGACCAGCUCAACCUCUGUGCCAACAACAAGCCCAACAUCAGUGCCAGAGACCAGAUCUACCUCUCUGCCAACAACCAGCCCAAUAUCGGUGCCAGAGACCAGCUCAACCUCUGUGCCAACAACAAGCCCAACAUCAGUGCCAGAGACCAGAUCUACCUCUCUGCCAACAACCAGCCCAACCUCGGUGCCAACAACCAGAUCAACCCCUGUGCCAACAACCAGCCCAACCUCGGUGCCAACAACCAGCUCAACCUCUGUGCCAACAACCAGCCCAACCUCGGUGCCAACAACCAGCUCAACCACGGUGUCAUGGACCAGCACAACCUCCGUGCCACCUACCGGCACAACGUCUGCUCCUGCAACCAGCACCACCCCCGUCCACACACCUGAAGCAACCCACUCCCCUCAUGUGACGGUCACCUGCCAGCCACAGUGCGCGUGGACCAAGUGGUUUGACGUGGACUUCCCGUCCCCGGGACCCCACGGAGGAGACGUGGAAAGCUUCAGCAACAUCAUGAGAAGGGGAGAGAAAAUCUGCCGCCGGCCCGAAUACAUCUCGCGGCUGGAGUGCCGGGCCGAGAGCCACCCCGAGGUCAGCAUCGAGAAGCUGGGCCAGGUGGUGCAGUGUGACCUCAGCAAGGGCCUGGUGUGCCGGAACCGGGACCAGGGAGGCAAUGUCGGGAUGUGCCUCAACUAUGAGGUCCGGGUGUUGUGCUGUGAGCCCCCAGAGCACUGCACGACGCACAAAACUGUCACAGUUCCUCACACCCCAAGUAUGAGCCCCACCAGCCCAACUGAGACGACCAUCCACCUGGUGACUACCCACUCAACCUCUGUGCCAACAACCAGCCCAACCUCGGUGCCAGAGACCAGAUCAACCUCUGUGCCAACAACCAGCCCAAGGUCAGUGCCACCUACCAGCUCAACCUCUGUGCCAACAACAAGUCCAACAUCAGUGCCAGAGACCAGAUCUACCUCUCUGCCAACAACCAGCCCAAUCUCGGUGCCAGAGACCAGCUCAACCCCUGUGCCAACAACCAGCCCAACCUCGGUGCCAACAACCAGCUCAACCUCUGUGCCAACAACCAGCCCAACCUCGGUGCCAACAACCAGCUCAACCACGGUGUCAUGGACCAGCACAACCUCCGUGCCACCUACUGGCACAACGUCUGCUCCUGCAACCAGCACAACCCCCGUCUACACACCUGAAGCAACCCACUCCCCUCAUGUGACGGUCACCUGCCAGCCACAGUGCGCGUGGACCAAGUGGUUUGACGUGGACUUCCCGUCCCCGGGACCCCACGGAGGAGACGUGGAAAGCUUCAGCAACAUCAUGAGAAGGGGAGAGAAAAUCUGCCGCCGGCCCGAAUACAUCUCGUGGCUGGAGUGCCGGGCCGAGAGCCACCCCGAGGUCAGCAUCGAGAAGCUGGGCCAGGUGGUGCAGUGUGACCUCAGCAAGGGCCUGGUGUGCCGGAACCGGGACCAGGGAGGCAAUGUCGGGAUGUGCCUCAACUAUGAGGUCCGGGUGUUGUGCUGUGAGCCCCCAGAGCACUGCACGACGCACAAAACUGUCACAGUCCCUCACACCCCAAGUAUGAGCCCCACCAGCCCAACUGAGACGACCAUCCACCUGGUGACUUCCCACUCAACCUCUGUGCCAACAACCAGCCCAACCUCGGUGCCAGAGACCAGCUCAACCCCUAUGCCAACAACCAGCCCAACGUCAGUGCCAGAGACCAGAUCUACCUCUCUGCCAACAACCAGCCCAAUCUCGGUGCCAGAGACCAGCUCAACCUCUGUGCCAACAACCAGCCCAACCUCGGUGCCAGAGACCAGAUCAACCUCUGUGCCAACAACCAGCCCAAUCUCGGUGCCAGAGGCCAGCUCAACCUCUGUGCCAACAACAAGCCCAACAUCAGUGCCAGAGACCAGAUCUACCUCUCUGCCAACAACCAGCCCAAUCUCGGUGCCAGAGACCAGCUCAACCUCUGUGCCAACAACAAGCCCAACAUCAGUGCCAGAGACCAGAUCUACCUCUCUGCCAACAACCAGCCCAAUCUCGGUGCCAGAGACCAGCUCAACCUCUGUGCCAACAACAAGCCCAACAUCAGUGCCAGAGACCAGAUCUACCUCUCUGCCAACAACCAGCCCAAUCUCGGUGCCAGAGACCAGCUCAACCCCUGUGCCAACAACCAGCCCAACCUCGGUGCCAACAACCAGCUCAACCUCUGUGCCAACAACCAGCCCAACCUCGGUGCCAACAACCAGCUCAACCACGGUGUCAUGGACCAGCACAACCUCCGUGCCACCUACUGGCACAACGUCUGCUCCUGCAACCAGCACAACCCCCGUCUACACACCUGAAGCAACCCACUCCCCUCAUGUGACGGUCACCUGCCAGCCACAGUGCGCGUGGACCAAGUGGUUUGACGUGGACUUCCCGUCCCCGGGACCCCACGGAGGAGACGUGGAAAGCUUCAGCAACAUCAUGAGAAGGGGAGAGAAAAUCUGCCGCCGGCCCGAAUACAUCUCGCGGCUGGAGUGCCGGGCCGAGAGCCACCCCGAGGUCAGCAUCGAGAAGCUGGGCCAGGUGGUGCAGUGUGACCUCAGCAAGGGCCUGGUAUGCCGGAACCGGGACCAGGGAGGCAAUGUCGGGAUGUGCCUCAACUAUGAGGUCCGGGUGUUGUGCUGUGAGCCCCCAGAGCACUGCACGACGCACAAAACUGUCACAGUCCCUCACACCCCAAGUAUGAGCCCCACCAGCCCAACUGAGACGACCAUCCACCUGGUGACUUCCCACUCAACCUCUGUGCCAACAACCAGCCCAACCUCGGUGCCAGAGACCAGCUCAACCCCUAUGCCAACAACCAGCCCAACGUCAGUGCCAGAGACCAGAUCUACCUCUCUGCCAACAACCAGCCCAAUCUCGCUCAAUCAUGGUGCCAACAACCAGCCCAAGACUUGUGCCAGAAACCGGCUCAACCUCUGUGCCAACGAGCAGACCAACUUCGGUGCCAGAGACCAACUCAACCUCUGUGCCAACAACCAGCUCAACCACGGUGCCAACAAUACCAGAGACCAGCUCAACCUCUGUGCCAACAACCAGCCCAACCUCUGUGCCACCUACCAGCUCAACCUCGGUGCCAACAACCAGCCCAACAUCAGUGCCAGAGACCAGCUCAACCUCUGUGCCAACAACAAGCCCAACAUCAGUGCCAGAGACCAGAUCUACCUCUCUGCCAUCAACCAGCCCAAUCUCGGUGCCAGAGACCAGCUCAACCCCUGUGCCAACAACCAGCCCAAGACCUGUGUCAGAAACCAGCUCAACCUCUGUGCCAACGAGCAGACCAACUUCGGUGCCAGAGACCAACUCAACCUCUGUGCCAACAACCAGCUCAACCACGGUGCCAACAAGCAGCCCAAGAUCUGUGUCAGGAACCAGCUCAACCUCGGUGCCAGAGACCAGCUCAACCCCUGUGCCAACAACCAGCCCAAGACAUGUGUCAGAAACCAGUUCAACAUCUAUGCCAGCAACCAGCCCAACCUCAGUGCCACCUACCAGCCCAACCUCAGUGCCACGUACCAGCUCAACCUCUGUGCCAACAACCAGCCCAACCUCGGGGCCAGAGACCAGCUCAACCCCUAUGCCAACAACCAGCCCAAUGUCAGUGCCAGAGACCAGAUCAACCUCUGUGCCAACAACCAGCCCAAUCUCGGUGCCAGAGACCAGCUCAACCCCUGUGCCAACAACCAGCUCAAGAACUGUGUCCGAAACCCGCUCAACCUCUGUGCCAACAACCAGCUCAAUCAUGGUGCCAACAACCAGCCCAAGACCUGUGCCAGAAACCAGCUCAACCUCUGUGCCAACAACCAGCCCAACCUUGGUGCCAACAACCAGCUCAACCACUGUGUCACGGAACAGCACAACCUCCGUGCCACCUACCGGCACAACCCACAGUGCAUGUGGACCAAGUGGUUUGACGUGGACUUCCCAUCCCCGGGACCCCACGGAGGAGACGUGGAAAGCUUCAGCAACAUCAUGAGAAGGGGAGAGAAAAUCUGCCGCCGGCCCGAAUACAUCUCGCGGCUGGAGUGCCGGGCCGAGAGCCACCCCGAGGUCAGCAUCGAGAAGCUGGGCCAGGUGGUGCAGUGUGACCUCAGCAAGGGCCUGGUGUGCCGGAACCGGGACCAGGGAGGCAAUGUCGGGAUGUGCCUCAACUAUGAGGUCCGGGUGUUGUGCUGUGAGCCCCCAGAGCAGUGCGGUCACCCUUCAGUGACGCCAAGCGCAGCCCCUCCGGAGCAUACGUCCAGUGUGCCAUGGCCGAGCUCCACGGCCCCGGCCAGCGCGACGUGCUUCUGCAGCGUGUCCGGCAAGCUGUAUCCUGCAGGAUCCAUCAUUUACCAACAGACGGACCUCGAUGGCCACUGCUAUUAUGCCACAUGCAGUCUGGACUGCCACGUGGUCAGGCAGACGGACCAGUCCUGUCCCAGCAGCGUGGCACCUCCUGCCCCGACCACCUCCCAGCCUGGCUCCUCCCCUUCGGCCCCCGCGCCCAUCACUACGCAGGGGUGCCCGAAUGCAGUCCCCCCAAGAAUGAAAGGCGAGACCUGGCCCAUGCCCAACUGCUCUCAGGCCACCUGUGAGGGCCACGGGGUCAUCACCGUGCAUCGGCGCGAAUGCCCACGGGCGCAGCCCCCGACCUGCGCCAACGGCUUCCCCCCUGUGCAGGUGGCAGACCAGGACGGCUGCUGCCCCCGCUAUCAGUGCCAGUGUGUGUGCAGCGGCUGGGGCGACCCCCACUACAUCACCUUCGACGGCACCUACUACACGUUCCUGGACAGCUGCACCUACGUGCUGGUGCAGCAGGUGGUGCCCGUGUACGGCCACUUCCGCGUGCUGAUCGACAACUACUUGUGCGGGGCGGAGAGCCGGGUGUCCUGCCCGCAGUCCAUCAUCAUCGAGUACCGGGGGGACCGCGUCGUGCUCACCCGCAAGCCCGUCCUCGGGGUGAUGACCAAUGAGAUCAUCUUCAACGACAGAGUGGUCAGGCCCGGCUUCCAGAAAGAUGGCGUGAGCGUGUCCCAAAUCGGCAUCAAGAUGUACGUGACCAUCCCUGAACUUGGCGUCCAGGUCAUGUUCUCCGGGCUCAUCUUCUCGGUGGAGGUCCCUUUCAGCAAGUUUGCUAACAACACGGAGGGGCAGUGCGGCACCUGCACCAAUGACAAGAAGGAUGAGUGUCGCCUGCCUGGCGGGGCAGUGGCGGCCUCCUGCUCGGAGAUGUCCGGCCACUGGAAGGUGACGACACCGCACCAGCCGCCAUGCCUUGGGCCCUCCCCGACGCCCACUGCAGCCAGGCCUGCGCCCUCCCCAACCCCGUGCUCCUCGUCGUCAAUCUGCCAGCUGAUUUUGAGCAAGGUCUUCGAGCCGUGCCAUGCGGAGAUCCCCCCGCUGACGUUCUACCAAGGCUGCGUCUUCGACCACUGUCACGUGACCGUCUCCGACGUGGUGUGCUCUGGCCUGGAGCUGUACGCGUCCCUCUGUGCCUCCCGUGGCGUGUGCAUCGACUGGAGAAGCCACACCAACCACACGUGCCUGUUCGCCUGCCCUGCCGACAAGGUGUACCAGCCGUGUGGCCCGUCCAAGCUCUCCUACUGCUACGGGAGGGACAACGCCAGCCUCAUGGCCUUAGAGGACGCCGGCCCCAUCACAGAAGGCUGCUUCUGUCCAGAGGGCUUGAUGCCUUUCAGCACGAGCUCUGAAGUCUGCGUGCCCACAGAUUGCCACAGGUGCCUGGGGCCCCACGGGGAGCCUGUGGAGCCCGGCCACACUGUCAGCAUGGGAUGCCAGCGGUGCACCUGUGAGAACGGCACAUGGACCCUGAGCUGCCAGCCGCAGCCCUGCCCCCUGCCCCCAGCCUGCCCCGCGCCCGGCUUGGUACCUGUGCCUGCGGCCCCCCAGGCCAACCAGUGCUGUCCCCAGUACAACUGCGCCUGUGACACCAGCUACUGCCCCAAGCCCGUGGCCUGUCCCGAGGGCUCCCACCCCAUCCUGACCUACGAGGAGGGAGCCUGCUGCCCCCACCAGAACUGCAGUUGGAACGUCUGCAGUGUCAACGGCACCUUGUACCAGCCCGGCUCCGUGGUCUCCUCCAGCCUGUGUGAGACGUGCCGGUGCCAGGCGCCCGGCAGCCCGCAUUCAGACACGGCGGUGAUCAGCUGUGAGACUCAGAUUUGCAACACCCGCUGUCCCGAGGGCUUCGAGUACCGGGAGCAGAGCGGGCAGUGCUGUGGCGGGUGCGUGCAGCAAGCCUGCGUCCUCAACGCCACGGACGGCUCCCCCCUUCUCUUCUACCCGGGCCAGUCCUGGCCAGACCCCAGGAACCCCUGCGUGACCCACGAGUGUGAGAAGCACCAGGAUGGGCUUGUGGUGGUGACCAGGAAGAAGGCGUGUCCCCCACUCAGCUGUCCUGCGGACCAGGCCAGGCUGAGCGAGGACGGCUGCUGUCUGUCCUGUCCUCCGCCGCAGCCCCAGAACAGGUCCGCCUGCGCCCUGUUCCACGAGCGCCACGUCCUCCACCACCAGGGCUGUACGUCCCCCCGGCCCGUGCGCCUCGCCUUCUGCCGCGGCAACUGUGGCGACAGCGUCUCUGUCUACUCCCAGGAGGCCCACGCGCUGCGGCACAGCUGCGAAUGCUGCCAGGAGCGGCGCGUCUCCCUGAGGAGCGUGACCCUGCGCUGCGCCGACGGCUCCCACCGCGCCUUCAGCUACCCCCAGGUGGAGGAGUGUGGCUGCGUGCGGCAGCACUGCGGCUCCCACGGCGCCCACGGCCACGGGGCGGACUCGGGGCCUGUGCAGAGCGACGAGGAGCAGAGCCAGGAGCUUUGGCUCCAGGGACCCGAGCCCUGGCCCAGGGGACCCGAGGCCAUGAUGCCCUGCCCGCCCACCUUGUCCCUCUCGGGGGUCCAGCUGGCCCUCGGGUGUGCGGUGGCCCCGACCAGCCCUCAGGCCACUCUGGCCGUGGGUCCAGCGGACAGGGAGCGGGCUGUCGACCCCCGGGAUGCCCUCCUUGGGCAUAGCACAUUCUCAGGCCUCUGGCUUUGGGAGACGCUGUUGCACGGACCAAUUGGCCCCACAGCUGUGGGCGGCUCCCACGUCAGCGCCGCCGACCCCCCGAGCGGCUCGGGUGUCGGAGGGAACUGCCCCUUCCUCGGGGCGCAGGGUGCAACGGGUGUCCGCCUGGAGGAGAGGCCCCAGGGAGGCAGCACAAGCCCCAGAGGCGACGAGAGCCUGGCCGGGCGGCUGGACCCAGGGUGUUCCCUCGGCCCCUCUGGGGACAUCCGCAGGCCGAUGGCUCCCAAGCUCCCACGGGUCCGCAAGAGGGCCAGUCGGCACUUUGUGGAAACCAACAAGAAGCUGAGGCCUGUGGAGAGCAGCCCGGGCCGGGGGGGCACACCCCCCAGUGGGUCAGGACCUGCCCCAGAGCCCAGUUGGACGCUCUGGACCUCAUCCAUUGUAGGGGGACCUUGCCUGGUUUCCGAAGCCGACUGA